UCUGUUGUACUUUUAACUUUAAGAAGUUGUUUUUAUCUAUUUAUGCCGAAAUCAAGAUGUGGACUCAAGUUUCUUUUGUUUACGGAUAUCUUUUUUUCGGAGUUUACUGUUUCGUCUUACCGGAUAAAAUUUCUGCGAUGACACAGCGUAUGAAGUUCAGUAGCACGAAAGAUUUACGAAUUUUUGCCUCAGACAUAUCAAGUAAUCAAGAUUACCAAAAUGCAGGAUUAAAAGCAUUAGCAGCACCUUUACUUGUUCCUCGAAUGCCCGACACUGAUAGUCACAGAAAUGUUCAACAGUAUAUAAAGAAUCACUUCCAGAACCUCAACUGGAAUUUAGAAGAGGACACUUUUACAGACAAUACACCAUAUGGAAGAAAACAAUUCAACAAUAUAAUAGUGACUUACGAACCUGAGGUUAAAAAUAAACUUGUUUUAUCAUGUCACUACGAGUCGAAAAAUAUGACCGACAGCAGAGGGAAUGGUUUCAUUGCUGCAACAGAUUCCGCCAUACCGUGUACAAUUUUGUUAGAUAUUGCUGCCAAAUUAGACUGUGCUUUGCGACGGAAAAGAGAAAAUAGAAAAUUGUCUUUGUCAGAAGAUGUAACGAUACAAAUGAUGUUCUUUGAUGGGGAGGAAGCAUAUAAAGAUUGGACGGCGACAGAUUCACUGUAUGGUUCCCGGCACUUAGCACAGUGGCUGCGUAACACAGAGGAUCCAAACUAUCCGGGAACCAAAAGAUUAGAUAAUAUUAGUCUUUUUGUAUUGUUGGAUUUAAUUGGUACAUCUGAUGUAGUGUUCAAGAACUUUUUUUCAAAGACAGAGGCAUAUUUUAACUGGUUACAAAAAAUAGAGAAAUCAUUAAAGAAGUCAGGAUUUUUAAAUCCUAAAGGUUUAGCCGUACCAGGUACACAAGAUAAGACUCUGUUCUCCAGUGCAAGACCUUGGGGUGGUAUAGAAGAUGAUCAUAAACCAUUCUUACAUGCAAGACCAGACUUACCAGUGUUACAUUUGAUAUCAGCACCAUUCCCUCAUGUGUGGCACACUAUGGCGGACAAUGCAGCAGCUAUCAACUGGGAUGUGACGGACAAUUUUAACAGAAUUUUCCGAGUAUUUGUAGCUAACUACUUGCACCUACCUCCUGUUGUAUGCAGGAAAUAGAAUAUAUCAGAUAAUUCACAAUGCCAUGGUAACAAAGUUGUUGUCAUGGUAUCCGGCAAAAUUUACCGAGAACCGAAAAGAACUUACCAUCUCAACUACUGACAGUAACAUUACUGUUCAUGAAGAUAAUGGACCCCAGUUUUUUCUCAACUACUUGAAGCGGUGCUAUUCUUCUCUCCCUGGUGUUGGUAUAUCAUAUCUCAUUAAAUUUAAACUUCACACACACUCAUGUUUUCAUGAUCACUGGCCAAGAUCCAUAACUUUUAAUAGUAUUUUGCUGAAUUUUUCUCCUUUGUGAAAGUUUCAUCUGGCAAUAUGUUUACAGUGGCUUUUCCCCCCAUAUACAGCAUUCUGUGUAACUAUAUUAUUUAAGUCAAAAAGUUAAGAAAGUACAUGUACUGUAAUAUAUCCUCUAAAUUCAUGUUUGAACAACUUAAUUAUUACAAAUCUGUAGCUAAAAGUUAUAUUAGCAAAAGUAGCAAAAUAUUCAAUUGUUUUACUUUACAAUAAAUGAAUUUGAUAAACAUUUGCUUACGAUGAAUCAGUAACCUUAAAUAUUAAUGGCCUCUUAGUGAUGUUACUGUAAGAUUUUGAGAUAAAAUGCUGAGGAAAUGGAAAUAUGUUGAGAAUAUUUUAUUGUUCACCCCACCCACCGAAAUAUUAACCUGAUGCAGAUGAACUUGUAGAAAAAAUCAUCAUCUCAGGGUUGAAAAAUAUCUUAAGAAAAUAUCAUGAAUUAUAAAUGGUAAAAUGCAAAUCAUUUUGUAGUUGUAAAAAUGUGUGUUUUGAGCUAAACUGUUUUGUAAAUAAGGCUGAAAAAACGAGCUGUAUGAUUUGUUUUUCAAGAAAAUAUGUUUUAUUUCAUAUUUAUCAUGAUAUCUUUAUAUCAAAAGUUUGAAGGGUAAUUUAAAAUGUAUCUCUGUUUCAUUGUUCUGGAUGGUGCCUAAUUUUUCAUGCAGCCUAAAACAUUUUAAUGUAUGAAGAAAUGUAUACUGUGUCAAAAGUGUCAAAAGAAAAGUAAGAUGAAGAAGAUGUUGGACAAAUACUAGUAUAUUACCAUCAUUUCUUGCAUAAUGCAUAAAAUAAAAUAACAACACAUGCAAAGACAUUAUUAUAGUAAAUAAUUUUGGUCUGAACAAAAAUAAUGAAACUGUAAUUUUUUUCAAUCACUCUGGAAACAAUUAAUUUAUAAUUAUCUAUUCCACAAUUUUUUAAUAAAAGAUAAAAAAAAAAUCUUUUCACAAUAUCCAGAUGAAAUAGGAAAUUAUCUUCUGAUAACACCUACAUGAAACAGGAUCAGAUUUCAGCUUUCAGUACUUGACAGUUUUGUUCAUUGCAUGACUGGUGAAUGUGGUCAAGUUUGAAGAAAAUCUUUCAUGCUUUAUUAGUAGAUACAUGUACUGGAUAAGAUUAACAUAUCCAUGGGUGCCCAUGAUGGUUACCCUCAGCAAUUUAAUAGUGCGAGUUUGAUCCACUAUAUUUUCUAAUGAUCCAAGCAUUCUAAGUUAAAGGGAUUUGGCAGAUAAAUUAAAUUUACUUUGAUGUUUAAAAAUAUCCAACUGUUAUGUUUCUUAAUGGACAUCUUACGUUGAGUCUUUGUGACAUACUUAGUGACAGUGUUGACUCUAGGACAGGGAUGAAUUUAGGGCACCCGUGAACAUGUUUUAUGGUUACAGAAUGAGUUGAUUCAUAAUUUUAUUUUGCACAGAAUGUCUUCCAUCAUGUUAAUGUAUCAUAAUAAAUGUCUAUUUUUAGAUUUCUAGUCCGAUUUCUGACUUUGUUCUUGUUAGUUUGGAUUAGCUAUACAUGUUUUACUUGUAAUAAGUUUGUUAAAAGUGACAUUUGUUUUGUUUUUUCAUCUAAUUGAUAGGUGUAAAACAACAAAAAAAUUCUGAGGUUAACAGUUUUAAAUACACCUAAAUCAAUUUGAAACAUAUGACAUAAAAAUGAUAAUGAUUUAUAUUGUGGUUAGUCAUGCUAGUAUACAUGUAGAACAUUCAGAUUUUGGAACCAAUUGUUUAAAAUUUCUGUGCUUCAUUCAUGACAAAUUGUGUUAAUAUGAUAAUGUCU
This is a messenger RNA of Ruditapes philippinarum (Manila clam), 3230 nucleotides long. RefSeq names its product glutaminyl-peptide cyclotransferase-like. Gene Ontology annotation, molecular function: zinc ion binding; glutaminyl-peptide cyclotransferase activity. The transcript is spliced from 7 exons. The coding region runs from base 57 to 1160 and encodes 367 amino acids. The record is from RefSeq and is a predicted model, not a curated record. Lineage: Eukaryota; Metazoa; Mollusca; Bivalvia; Venerida; Veneridae.